Messenger RNA from Equus caballus (horse), 2933 nucleotides. It is a transcript of the gene MAPKAPK2, whose product is annotated as MAPK activated protein kinase 2. Lineage: Eukaryota; Metazoa; Chordata; Mammalia; Perissodactyla; Equidae. The record is from RefSeq and is a predicted model, not a curated record. Gene Ontology annotation, biological process: protein autophosphorylation; vascular endothelial growth factor receptor signaling pathway; peptidyl-serine phosphorylation. Gene Ontology annotation, molecular function: ATP binding; calcium-dependent protein serine/threonine kinase activity; mitogen-activated protein kinase binding. Gene Ontology annotation, cellular component: nucleus; cytoplasm.
CCGGGGCGGGGAAGCCGGCUCCAGCUCGGAGCAAACUUCGCAGCCGGGCGGGGGGUGGCGGGGACCCCGUCCGGAGCCGGAGGAGGGGGCGGCCGCGGGCCCUCCCGCCUCUGCGCCCGCGUCUCCCGGCACCAUGCUGUCCAACUCCCAAGGCCAGACCCCGCCGGUGCUGUUCCCCAACCCGCCGCCGCCGGCGCCGCAGCCCCCCGCCCCGGCCCAGCCUCACCCCCCGGCCCAGCCGCCGCCGCAGCCCCCGCAGCAGUUCCCCCAGUUCCACGUCAAGUCGAGCCUGCAGAUCAAGAAGAACGCCAUCAUCGACGACUACAAGGUCACCACCCAGGUCCUGGGGCUGGGCAUCAACGGGAAAGUUUUGCAGAUCUUCAACAAGAGGACCCAGGAGAAAUUCGCCCUGAAAAUGCUUCAGGACUGCCCCAAGGCCCGCCGCGAGGUGGAGCUGCACUGGCGGGCCUCCCAGUGCCCUCACAUUGUGCGCAUCGUGGACGUCUAUGAGAAUCUGUACGCGGGGAGGAAGUGCCUGCUGAUUGUCAUGGAGUGUUUGGAUGGUGGAGAACUCUUUAGCCGAAUCCAGGACCGAGGAGACCAAGCAUUCACAGAAAGAGAAGCGUCGGAAAUCAUGAAGAGCAUCGGGGAGGCCAUCCAGUAUUUGCACUCAAUCAACAUUGCUCAUCGGGAUGUCAAGCCUGAGAAUCUCUUGUACACCUCCAAAAGGCCCAACGCCAUUCUGAAACUCACUGAUUUUGGCUUUGCCAAGGAAACCACCAGCCACAACUCUUUGACCACUCCUUGUUAUACGCCGUACUAUGUGGCUCCAGAAGUGCUGGGUCCAGAGAAGUAUGACAAGUCCUGUGACAUGUGGUCCUUGGGUGUCAUCAUGUACAUCCUGCUGUGUGGGUAUCCCCCCUUCUAUUCCAACCACGGCCUUGCCAUCUCUCCGGGCAUGAAGAGUCGCAUCCGAAUGGGCCAGUAUGAAUUUCCCAACCCUGAAUGGUCAGAAGUAUCAGAGGAAGUGAAGAUGCUCAUCCGGAACCUGCUGAAAACAGAGCCCACUCAGAGGAUGACCAUCACGGAGUUCAUGAACCACCCCUGGAUCAUGCAAUCAACGAAGGUCCCUCAAACCCCACUGCACACCAGCCGCGUCCUGAAGGAGGACAAGGAGCGGUGGGAGGAUGUCAAGGAGGAGAUGACCAGUGCCUUGGCCACAAUGCGUGUGGACUACGAACAGAUCAAGAUAAAAAAGAUUGAAGACGCGUCCAACCCUCUGCUUCUCAAGAGGCGGAAGAAAGCGCGGGCCCUGGAGGCCGCGGCCCUCGCUCACUGAGCCGCCGAGCCGUCCUGCUCCGCUGGAGGACAAGCAAUAACUCUCGACCUGAGUCUGUUUUUUAAAUGAAGAGACACAGAACAAUCCACUUCCACCUCCCCUCCUCCUUGGCUACAUGGAGCCCUGAACCUCGUCAGAGGCUGAAUUCUGUCUUUGGUUCUGGCCACCCCAGAGAGGGAGAGGCUGGGUGGUGGGAGGGCGUGGAGAGAAGGGAGCAAGAGGCUCUUGAACCUGUGCUCAUUUUGCAAUUUUAACAGUAAUUUGACUUAGAAUUUUUAUGAAACUUCUUUUAUUGUUCUUUUCCCCACUUCUCCUCUCCCGCAAACCCCUUCCGCUCUCGAUACUGCAAGGGUUUGGGGUUUGUUAAAGGGUAUUUGUGGAGACUGGUACAGGGAGUGGCCCUGUGUUGUCCCAUCUGCCCUCUCUGUUUUCCCACUACAGCCUGAGGUCCCCGCUGGCUGAGGCAUUCCGGGAGCUCAAGGCCAUGGAGGGCUGGGGCCAGGAUGCCACCCACCUCCUCUACUGGAGCCCUCAGACAUCACCAGUGUGCUGGAUGGAUAGGAGUGAGUGUGAGUGUGUUUGUGUGUGUGUGUGCGCCCAUGCACGUGUGCCUGGAUCUGUGCCUGGGACUGUGCAUUUGAGGGGUCAGGGGCAGGCAGGGCUGCAGAGGGAGGGGGCCCUGCUGUGGCUCAACAACCUUCGCCCUUCUUGGGCCUGCCUUGCCCAUGCUGGGCCUACCCUGCCCAUGCUGGGCCUGCCAAAGUGCCUGGGAAGCCUGUCCAGAUUCUGAGCCAGGCCCUCCAAGGCCUGCCUCUGUUCACUGGUUCCGGGAGGUGGAGAGGAGUGACUAGGCACUGGUACAACAAUCAGGAAGACUGGACCCCCCCCCCAUCCCUAGGACCCCCACUCCCCAUUUAGUGCUGGUCCGAGUCCUCUGAGGCGGUGACCUACAGUAACCUCUCUACCUCCCUUCCCCGCCGUUAUUAACCCAUUCUUGUUUAUUUCUCUUACGUUUUUAGCCGUUUCUCCGCAGGCCUCCUCUCAGCUCACGUGUGUGAGCCUGGCCAGUUUAUAAGUGACACAAAGCUUCUGCGUUUUGAGUGUCUCUCCCGGGCUCUGGGGGCAUCGGCCAGCUACCCCUUGUGGGCAAAGGCAGCGCCACUUCUGUGGUCCUCCCGCAGUUUCCAUCGUGUGGCCUGUGGGUGGGUGGGGGAGUCUUUGCACCAAAGAUGUCCCAACUCUGCCCCUCCCCCUCAGCCACUUACCCCCAACCCCAAACAACUCAGCUUUGUGUGUACAGGCCAGUGAGGGGAGGGGAGUGGCCCCCCCAGUGUUGGUGAGGAGCAGCAUGGGGAGGGGUCCUCUGUACCAUGGUCCCUUUGGGCCAGCGGGUGGCAGCAGUACUUCAGCUUUCAUCUCCCUCAGGGGCAGGGCAGUGGGGGGCCCAGGGUCUCCUCGGGUUGUGAGGGAAGGGCUCCGAGGGUCUGUAGCGCCUCCCCGCCUCUGACAGUGUGUCCAGCACUCAGAUUGUUGUAAACUGUCGUUGUUUUGUAUAAGCGAAAUUGUCUUUACUAAACAGAUUUAAUAGUUGAAA